UGGGGGGGAGAGGAGCAGGUGAGGGGCUGCUGUCAGUCUAUGCAGGGAGAAGCGCGGGGGCCGGCUGUCGCGGCGGCUGACCUCGUCGUCUGCAAAGGGGCGGCUGCCUUAACCCCCACCCCACACCCAAUCCCGUGCCCUGUAACUCUCCUUCCUCCCAGUCCCCCACCAAGUUGUUUAUUCGCGUCGCUUCGAGCUGGAGCCAUGGAAGUUGGCGGUUAGAGGAACCCCAGCGCCCCCACUGGAUAAUAAGUAUUAAAAUAAUGGAGCCCAAAGAAUCACUAAAAUCCUCAGGAGGAGAGGAAACAGGGAAAAGCGCUCACUUCCAUGACAAGGGAGGAAUUGUGAUAGAUUUUCAUCCAUCCUUUAGGGGUGGCGCUACUGUCAAGACUCCUGCAUCUACGUCUCCCUUGCCUGCCUCUUCUCAGUCCGACUCCAAGCAACAACCUGUUCUGUGUGACUUGUCAAAGGGAUUAGGAAGUAAUGUGCCGCAGCCAGAUCUCUCCAAAGCAGUGUCACUCUCCAUGGGAUUGUAUAUGGGUGAUACUGAUGCAAAAGUGAUGGGAAAUGAACUUGGAUUUCCUCAGCAGGGUCAAAUCAGUCUCUCUUCUGGGGAGACAGAUUUUAGGCUCCUUGAAGAAAGCAUCGCAAGUUUGAAUAAGUCCUCUGGUCUGGCAGAAGGCUCAAAGGGUACUGUGUCUGUCAAUGUGCCCUUAGAAUCAGAGUUCUCAAGUAUGACUAGUCGUGAUCUUAGUUUAGAUCAAGGGGCUUUAGGACGAGGCCAGACUGGCAGUAAUGGUGGCAACUUGAAGCUGUUUUCUGAAGACCAAAGCACCUUUGAUAUUUUGCAAGAUUUUGAUUUAACACCAGUGUCUCCAGGAAAAGAGACAAAUGGGAGUCCUUGGAGAAUGGACCCUGUACUGGAUGAAAGGAGUUUGCUUUCACCUCUUGGUGGAGAAGACGGUUUACUCUUGGAAGGAAAUGAAAUGGAGGACUGCAAGCCUCCUAUUUUACCGGACACUAAACCGAAAAUUAAAGAGUGUGGGGAUCCUUUGUCCAGUUCUGCAAUGCAAAUGCCACAUGUGAAGACUGAAAAAGAAGAUUUUAUUGAACUGUGCACACCCGGGGUAAUAAAGCAAGAGAAAAUAGGCACCGUUUAUUGUCAGGGUAAUUUCUCUGGUUCAAAUAUGCUUGGAAGUAAAACAUCUGCCAUUUCUGUUCAUGGUGUCAGCACUUCUGGAGGACAAAUCUACCACUAUGACUUGAACACAGCAUCUGUCACUCAACAGCAGGAUCAGAAACCAGUUUUCAAUGCCAUUCCAUCUCACCCUGCAGGUUCAGAAAAUUGGAAUAGGUGCCAGGGCUCUGGGGAUGAUCCCCUCACACCAAUAGGGGCUUUAAAUUUUUCUGGAAGAUCUGUCAUCUCUAAUGGGUAUGUAAGCCCUGGAAUGAGAUCUGAUGUAAGCACUUCACCAUCUACCUCUUCAACAACUACGGGACCACCUCCCAAGCUCUGCCUUGUUUGCUCAGAUGAGGCUUCUGGGUGUCAUUAUGGUGUCCUAACUUGUGGUAGCUGCAAAGUAUUCUUCAAAAGAGCUGUGGAAGGGCAACACAAUUAUCUCUGUGCUGGAAGAAAUGAUUGUAUUAUUGACAAAAUUCGGAGAAAAAACUGCCCAGCUUGCCGUUAUCGGAAAUGUCUUCAAGCAGGCAUGAACCUAGAAGCACGAAAGACAAAGAAGAAAAUAAAAGGAAUUCAGCAAUCCAACAUGACUGCAGGAAGGGACAGUGCUGAAAGUCCUGUAAACAAGGCAAUAGUUCCUGCCUCCCUGCCACAGCUGACACCCACCCUGGUUUCCCUACUGGAAGUUAUUGAGCCAGAAGUGAUGUUUUCAGGCUAUGACAGUACAAUACCAGACACAACUUGGCGUAUAAUGUCAACUCUCAAUAUGCUAGGAGGAAGACAAGUGGUAGCUGCAGUGAAAUGGGCAAAGGCAAUUCCAGGUUUCAGAAACUUGCAUCUGGAUGACCAAAUGACCCUCCUGCAGUAUUCGUGGAUGUUUCUGAUGUCUUUUGCUUUAGGAUGGAGAUCAUAUAAACAAUCUAAUGGGAGCCUGCUUUGUUUUGCACCAGAUUUGAUCAUUAAUGAGCAAAGAAUGAAUUUACCUUGUAUGUAUGAACAAUGCAAACGUUUGCUGAUGGUUACUAAUGAGUUAGCACGGCUUCAAGUUUCAUAUGAAGAAUACCUCUGCAUGAAAACUUUGUUGCUUCUCUCUACAAUUCCCAAGGAGGGCUUGAGAAGUCAGGCCUUAUUUGAUGAAAUUCGUAUGACCUACAUCAAAGAGUUGGGGAAAGCCAUAGUGAAGAGAGAAGGGAAUUCAAGCCAGAAUUGGCAACGCUUUUAUCAACUGACAAAACUUCUGGACUCCAUGCAUGAUGUGGUUGAGAAUCUUCUAACUUUUUGCUUCCAAACGUUUUUGGAUAAAUCCAUGAGUAUUGAGUUUCCAGAAAUGUUGGCAGAAAUCAUCAGCAAUCAGUUACCAAAAUACUCAAAUGGGAAUAUCAAGAAACUCUUAUUUCAUCAGAAGUGACUGCCUUAAUACAGAAAGAUUGCCUUAAGAAAAAAGUCAAAUUAUAGCUUCUUUUUUAUAAACUAAAAGACUUGUUAAUUUUGUCCUUGCAACUAUAUUGGGUGUUCUUGUUUUUGUUUUGUAAUUAUGCACUACAUGUGGUUUACAGAGGGCCAAGACCUAGGUUUCAGAAGAAGAUGCCUCAAACUGACUGAUUGCAGGAAGAAGGAAAGAAAUAUGGGUUGGGAUUUUUCCUCCACAUAUACCAUCAUGCUGGCAGUAUAGGAUGCACCAAAAGCAGCAUUGUCAAGUUCAGAAGCUACAUUGUCAACAUUCUGCUAGAAAUGUCUGCAGUUGGCUGGAUAAAGUUUUCUAGGUUUUUUGUUUUGGUAUAGAUUUUUUGUAUAGUUAAAAGUAGCAUUUUUGAUUUAUGCAUGUAACAUGAAGAAAGUUUACAACUGUAUAUCAGAAAAGGGAAGUUGUGCCUUUUAUAGCUAUUACUGUCUGGUUUUAGCAAUUUCCUUUAACUUUAUAUACAGUGAACUAAGCUUGCUCAUUUUUUCUUACAUAAUUUUUGUAAAACUUCAAGAUGCCUAUUGUACAGCUGUUUUUUUAAAGUGGGGCAGCUCAUAGCUUAAUGACCUCUAGAUAUUAAUCUUUAAGUAUACUCAUGUGAACAUUGGCUUUUCUAUUCUGAUCAGGACUAUAAAUUUAGCUUUCUUCAAGGGGCAUAGGGAUGGAAAUGUAUUUCAGAUCUAACCUGAACACUGGAAAUGCAUGCAUUUGAUAUCGGCCAAGCAACUUUCGUGAGCUACUGGAAAAAUAGCUCUGUCUUAAACAGUUGUGUAUGAACACAAACUUUUUAAAAUGGCCGAGAUAAAUAUUUGCAUUUAAUGCAAUAGCCAUAAUUGAAAGGAUCCUGGGCUAGAUUGACAGCAAAAAGAUCAGUCUAGACUGCCCAUCAGGAAAUCUUCAGGAAAAUAUGCAUUAUUGUUCAAAAAGUUUACUUCUAACAUGGAGAAAUUAACUUUUUCCAUACUCAGUUUAUUGCCAUAUGUGUGUACUUUGUAUAUAUAUCAGUGUAUAUUAUAUAUAUACAGUGGCCACAAUCCAGAGCAGCUGUUAUGGUGCAGAACAAAAUUGAUGUGCACAGAAAUUGGCAUGUCUGCUUUUUCUUUGAACAUAACUGAGAAGCCACAAAACCUGUGCUUUUAAAAAUAAUAUUUUUAACUCAUUCAUGUUUUUCACCCCCCAAAAAUGCAAAGUUGCCUCUAUGGAGUUCCCAGAAUUGUUGAGUUGCAACCAAUGGCCCCAUUCAGAAAGGUCUUUUCCCUUCCAGCUAAGCUGUAAUCACUACUGCUAGUGCCGCUCAUUGGUUGGGCAGUGCAUGGCCAGGGCAGUGAUACCCUGGGUCCUGACCACCAGGGCUCGCCACAGCAGCUGUCUGUAGCCCCAGGAAAGCAGAUCAGUAAGCAGAAAGAAGCCAGUUUCUGCUUGCAGAUCACUCGCUGGAUUGAGGCAAACAUGUACAAUCCUGGCUCCAUUUUUAGUUGGUGGCUCAAUUUCUACUCGUUUUCACAGUCAGGACAUGUAUGCAUGUGUGUGUGCGUGUGCAUGUUGUACACACACACACACACAUAUGUACACAUAUAUAUAACUACAUAUAAUACAGGUAACAUUGAUUUACAAAAUUGUUGCAGUUAUGCCCUCUAUAUAUAUAUAUAUAUAUAUAUAUAUAUAUAUAUAUAUAUAUAUAUAAAUAUAUAUAUAUAAAUAUAUAUAUAAUGUUUAUAAGGUUUCUUAAAAAUUUUACUUCUGAUAAGAUUUUUACCUUUAUGCAGAGAAGAAAAUAGACCAAACUACCAGAAGAAGAAUUAAAAAAAUCUUUUGUGGAAAAUAAAAAUCCCAAACCUGUGUAUGGUUAUGCACCCAUUUUUACUUUGUCACCCAAAUGAACCUACCUUAUUUCCUAGAAAACAUGCAAUUUCCGCUAUUGAUUUUGCGGCUUAGAGUAGGAUUUAAUCUCUGUACAGCUCCAUCCCUUCUGUAUCAAACUACUAGUGUGCCAUAAAACAACCAUAUAUGUCUUGUGAAUUUUUCCUUGUUAUUUUUUUGUUCUUUUUUAAACAAUUUGUAAGCUGUAGUAGCCCAUCCUCUGAGCACUUUAGGAAUUUUCAGAAGAUUUAAAAAGCUUAUGCCACUCUAAAGAAAGAAGAAAAAAAGACUUUUGUUCUAAGUGGCCUAAAUAUUUCUGUAAAAAUGACUUUAAUAAUGGGAUUUGUUAACCAGAGUUAACAACAAAAUUUGAUAAGAAGCUACUAAUAUAUUUUGGUUAAUGACACUUUCAGUUAUAUAUAAUUUGGUAGUGGUGUUUGAUGAAAAGAAAGGAAGAGCUACUACAGCUUUAAAGCAGUUAAUCAACUUAUUGUAAAAAUAGCUUGUAUAGUGUAUCAUAAAAAUGGUUUUUAGAUGACAGAUUGCUUUAUCAUGACACGUGAUAUAUUUUUUCUAGGGGUCACAAAAUGUGUUGAAUGGUAAUCCAUACAAAUUGUGGUUUGUCUCGAAGUAUUAAUCCUGGCAGCAUUGUUCUGAAGUAUCUAAAGAGGUACUCUAGUUUUAUUAUGUGUGCUUCAGUUGUUGUUUUUCCGUUUUUAUUUUUAAAGGAACUUGUCUGUAUUCAGUGGGAGUUCCUGGGGCUGAAACCUAAAUCUGUUAGACUUCUGGAAGAAAAAGCAUGGGUUGGAAAUUGAAUGUAAUGAUCCAGCCUGUGUCCUUGGUUCCCUCACAUUCCAAAACCUAACCUGCAGCAGCUGUGCAGGUGUAUUUGACCCCCAUUGCAAACAGCAUAAACUUGAAAUAGUGUGUUCAUGUAUGCAUUUGCCUACACAUUCACACCACUGGACAAUUGGGGUUACUUUCGUAUAACAGCAUCACGGAGCACAGCAAAACAGCUAGGCAAAUUUGGCAAUAAAAUGCAUACAGGUACCAGCAAUAUGUAAAUAAUAGAACAUAGUUUGGACACUCUACUAAAUGCAUUUCUAAUUAUUCAAUGGAAAUGUUCUUGGUAAAACAAAUUUUACCUAAGCUAUUUUUGGCUUUUCUUAAUCCUCUUUUUAAAUGUUAGGCUUAUAAAUGAAAAUCCCUUGCUGUUAUACUUGGGAGUAAAAUAUCACAUUUAAUAACCGUAAUCCUUUGUGGUUUCUGUGCAAUCCCACAAUUGAGUACUGCACAUAAGCCCAGCAUCUUGGGAGCUUCUAGUUAUAUGGUUGGCACUCCUGCACUUCCUCGUUUUUAUGCGGAGGGCAGGAUAAGAUGAACACCUCCCUUAUACAGCGCUCUUGUGACUGCUACGCAGCUGCAUCACUGAGAAUGUUCUGAGUGUUUCUCUGUAGGAGUGUCAGCUUCCAGACUAAUGCUCUAGAAGCUUCUGAAGAUGUUCUGCCUAGGCAUAGAAUACUGUUGUUUAAUUGCACAGAUGAUCGCUGAAAGAACACCCAGAAAGAGGUAAGCAACUUGCCUUUCUUGCUGAAUAAGCUCUUCAUGUAUGUUUAACAGUUUAUCUAAGCUGCAGAGAGUAUUUUAACAGUAGUUUGCAAACCAUUGGGAUGAAAUUGUGUAUUCUGCCUGUUUUUACCUAAUGUCAAAAGACUCAAGUAUUUGGUUUCAAAGAGGCUCCUGAAUAGGUAAAGCAUGAGGAAAAUUUGGAAAGUGACAUUUCUGUAUUGAACAUUUUCAUCCCUGAUACCAAGUUUAAGAAAGCUAGCAAUGUUGUGCAUUGACAAAAGUAUCUGUGGUUGUUUACCAACACAACUGAGGUAUAUAGAAAUCAGUACUAUGACUACAUGCAACCAAGUAAUUUAGUGGUGGAAAAGAGGCUCUUAUUCUUUCGAUUUCAUGUAUUUGUUCAGUUUAUGGACUUUAUUUUUUUAAAAAAAUGCAAAUGUUCAUUCUGGAAAAGAACUUUCAAUUUAAAUGUGUUGUUAAGCCAUUUGAAGUACAUAAGCAUUCGACAAAACAUGUGUUUCUUGUCUGGCUAGUCUUUUUCAUGCUGGGGGAAUUUCAAAUAAAGCAGGGAAAAUUCUGACUUCUGCCUCUUCAGUGCCUUGCCAUAUCAUGCUGACAUGGAAAUGAUUUCGAUAGCUCCAGAUAUGCAUGCUGAAUGUUAGAAUUGCACAUGGAAACUAAUAGGAAUGAUUUUUUUCACAGAGUAUAUUAAGGCAUGCAGUUGGAGAAAAGAAAUUUUUAUAGGUCUUUCACCAAUAAAGCAAAGGAUUGAGAGCCUUAGGGCACAUUCCUAUUGCCAUAGGAGAGGUGGGAGUUCCAGUUGCAACCUGGAGAAAGCCUCCCAGAGUUCCAAAUUUGGAGUGCCUUCCCAGCUGGUGCAGUUCUUUUAUGCCAGGUGUGGCUCUGAGGAUGGGAGACCAACCUUGGAACUGGCAUGGGGGGUGCAGGAAGGGAGGCUCAUCAAUAUAAAAGAUACCCUGCUGGAACCUCAGCCUGCCCUCUUCAUCAGCAGGCGCGGAGAUGACCUAUGCCUUUGUGUUCCUCCUGUCCUCUAGAGGAAGCCCAGAGCCAUCCUGGUCAGGAGGUCUGUAAGGCUGAGCCUACUUAGUCUGAAGUAAACCUAUUAAAAACUGUGCUACUGAAUUCCAAGUAAUAAAUGUGCUUAGAAUUAGUUUGCCAAUCUUGCCAGCCAAAUUAAACCAAAAAUGCAACAUCCUGAAAACAGCAAAGGAGCACAAAGUGCACACAAGUGCCAGCUAUCUUUAAUAGUGGAGCCUCUUCACUUUACAACAUAGCUACAUCUUAGGGACAGAGGAGGGAAGAAGGCAGUUGGUAGCAAAAUGAGGACUGAAAUUAGUCCUGCUUGCCAUACUCUGUGCACACUCACAUAAUUGAGUACAAGAGCUUGAGGAAAAGAUCAGCCACCACAUCUUCAUUUUGUUCAACAUGCAGGAGGCUGAUGAGACCUUAAUUUUGAUAGGUAGUGUAUACUAUGAUAACAAUUUGCAAAGAACUUAAUCCUAUGCUUGCAAAAACAAGUUCCAUCAGAUACUGUGUUCAAAUACAUUACAUAGGCACACAGAGAGAGUUUAGUUUGGAGUCAAAUAUUAUUCUUGUUGAUCUGAUACUGUAUUAAAGACUUUAUACGAGGGUAUCACUACACGAUGGUCUGUAAUUCUUACAGACUUCAUGUACCCUUACAGCAGAGUUGUGAGUUAGAGAGGAAAAUGCUUUUCCCUCAAACUUGAACAUUGGAUCCAAGCGUAGCAUUUUUUCUGCAGAAGGUGUUCCCUGUUCACCAUGCUGUGUAACACCUUGUGCCAAAGGAAAGUGAAACUGAAUCCAAAGAGGUGGUUCAGUUUGCAUAAGGAGAAGCCUUGUGACCCAUUAUCACCUGCAUAAAUGCAUCACCUAGUGUUUGCAAGUUUUUUGCAACACUGUAUUACUGGCUAUUUUUAUUCCACUCAAUUCAAAACGUGGAAAUAGAGUAUUAAAAAAAACCCAGCCUCCAGUAGUUAACACCUCCUUAUCUUUCUUGCUGUGUUUGCAGGAAAGCAGCUAUUCUGCAAAUUCUACAUGUUGGAGUUUUUAUCAUUUCUUAUCCCCAUUCCACUUUAAUAAACGUCUUUAAAAACACACACAGAAAUGUGGUCAUUAAAACACCACAGAACAAUAGACCAACAUUAGGAAAAUAUAUGAGUAAUGAGAUAAAGCAGGUCAGGGGCGAAAUGUACAUAUCCUAAUGGCCCUUUCAGAUCAGUUAUGACUCCUGAGUGUGGGAGGGUUCAGACCAUACUUCAGAAAAUGAGUGGCAAGGCCCUGGUGUUUGAGCCACUUCGCUUAAGUACUUCUUUAAAAGGGACCAGAGUUUCCAGCUUCUUUCAGAACUGAACCUCACCCACCACCCACCCCAUCCACAUUGAAAUAAAUUGGGCUGAUACCCUUAAUGUACUCACACUUUCAUGCUUUCUGGCAAGGAAUAAAGCCUCCUAUUAGUGGAAAACAUUACAGGGUCUUUUCUGAGGCUUGUGUUCUCUGGCAAAAGAUGGUGUCCAUGACAAUAGCCGCCUCCCGUCCUUACCCUCCACUGCCUCCACCUCUGCCGCCACCACAACUCAACGUGCUUAAUAGCACGGAUCCAGUAGUGUGUCAGCAUUCUAUUUUGUAUAUUCUACAAAAGAUAUUUCAUGGGGUCAAAGACUGUAUUAUGCUGGUGUAUGGCAUUAUUAAAAAGCUUUUUCAUUUUUUAUCACAGUAACUUUAAACAGUGUAAAAAUUAAAACAAGUGACUCCUGUUUAAAAAUAAAAAGUUGUAGUUUUUUAUUCCUGCCGAAUAACUCUGUAGUAACAAUGUCUUUCCACCUACUCAGUGAAAUGUUGGACUGUAAAAUCUUGUGUGGAACUGUUGAGCAUUUAUUUUUCAUUUUAAAUUUUGCUGUUCUAGUAAAUUCAAAGCCACACAUCUGUACAGAAGUUGCAGUAAAUGUAAGCCAUUUACAGCAAUGCUGAUAAUGGACAAAAUCACAUAAUAAAAAUCUGCUUUUUCAUUACAUGUUCAAA
This is a messenger RNA of Varanus komodoensis (Komodo dragon), 9131 nucleotides long. RefSeq names its product nuclear receptor subfamily 3 group C member 1 (gene NR3C1). Lineage: Eukaryota; Metazoa; Chordata; Lepidosauria; Squamata; Varanidae. The record is from RefSeq and is a predicted model, not a curated record. The transcript is spliced from 9 exons. Gene Ontology annotation, molecular function: nuclear glucocorticoid receptor activity; zinc ion binding; steroid binding. Bases 264 to 2588 code for a protein of 774 amino acids. Gene Ontology annotation, biological process: nuclear receptor-mediated glucocorticoid signaling pathway; regulation of DNA-templated transcription. Gene Ontology annotation, cellular component: nucleus.